AUGGAGCCAGCCAAGAUGGAUGGGAGCAUUCAAGUGGUGGAAAAGUACUGGGAAAUGGAGAUGUACUGCUUCAGUUCUCAGGCUGAGAGCUGCCUGCACCUGCUGAUAGUCACCCAGCCUCAAGGACGAGCUAUUGAUAGUGCAACCCUAAGUAACAGUACAGAUAAAAAUUAUAAGGCCUACUGUACAUCUUACUGUAGAAGUGACCAGGCCUACUGUACAUCUCACUGUAGAAAUGACCAGGCCUACUGUACAUCUCACUGUAGAAAUGACCAGGCCUACUGUACAUCUCACUGUAGAAAUGACCAGGCCUACUGUACAUCUUACUGUAGAAAUGACCAGGCCUACUGUACAUCUCACUGUAGAAAUGACCAGGCCUACUGUACAUCUCACUGUAGAAAUGACCAGGCCUACUGUACAUCUUACUGUAGAAAUGACCAGGCCUACUGUACAUCUCACUGUAGAAAUGACCAGGCCUACUGUACAUCUCACUGUAGAAAUGACCAGGCCUACUGUACAUCUUACUGUAGAAAUGACCAGGCCUACUGUACAUCUCACUGUAGAAAUGACCAGGCCUACUGUACAUCUCACUGUAGAAAUGACCAGGCCUACUGUACAUCUCACUGUAGAAAUGACCAGGCCUACUGUACAUCUUACUGUAGAAAUGACCAGGCCUACUGUACAUCUCACUGUAGAAAUGACCAGGCCUACUGUACAUCUCACUGUAGAAAUGACCAGGCCUACUGUACAUCUCACUGUAGAAAUGACCAGGCCUACUGUACAUCUUACUGUAGAAAUGACCAGGCCUACUGUACAUCUCACUGUAGAAAUGACCAGGCCUACUGUACAUCUCACUGUAGAAAUGACCAGGCCUACUGUACAUCUCACUGUAGAAAUGACCAGGCCUACUGUACAUCUUACUGUAGAAAUGACCAGGCCUACUGUACAUCUCACUGUAGAAAUGACCAGGCCUACUGUACAUCUUACUGUAGAAAUGACCAGGCCUACUGUACAUCUCACUGUAGAAAUGACCAGGCCUACUGUACAUCUCACUGUAGAAAUGACCAGGCCUACUGUACAUCUCACUGUAGAAAUGACCAGGCCUACUGUACAUCUUACUGUAGAAAUGACCAGGCCUACUGUACAUCUUACUGUAGAAAUGACCAGGCCUACUUUACAUCUCACUGUAGAAAUGACCAGGCCUACUGUACAUCUCACUGUAGAAAUGACCAGGCCUACUGUACAUCUCACUGUAGAAAUGACCAGGCCUACUGUACAUCUUACUGUAGAAAUGACCAGGCCUACUGUACAUCUCACUGUAGAAAUUACCAGGCCUACUGUACAUCUUACUGUAGAAAUGUCCAGGCCUACUUUACAUCUCACUGUAGAAAUGACCAGGCCUACUGUACAUCUCACUGUAGAAAUUACCAGGCCUACUGUACAUCUCACUGUAUAAAUGACCAGGCCUACUGUACAUCUCACUGUAGAAAUGACCAGGCCUACUGUACAUCUCACUGUAGAAAUGACCAGGCCUACUGUACAUCUCACUGUAGAAAUGACCAGGCCUACUGUACAUCUUACUGUAGAAAUGACCAGGCCUACUGUACAUCUCACUGUAGAAAUGACCAGGCCUACUGUACAUCUCACUGUAGAAAUGACCAGGCCUACUGUACAUCUUACUGUAGAAAUGACCAGGCCUACUGUACAUCUCACUGUAGAAAUGACCAGGCCUACUGUACAUCUCACUGUAGAAAUGACCAGGCCUACUGUACAUCUCACUGUAUAAAUGACCAGGCCUACUGUACAUCUCACUGUAGAAAUGACCAGGCCUACUGUACAUCUCACUGUAGAAAUGACCAGGCCUACUGUACAUCUCACUGUAGAAAUGACCAGGCCUACUGUACAUCUCACUGUAGAAAUGACCAGGCCUACUGUACAUCUUACUGUAGAAAUGACCAGGCCUACUGUACAUCUUACUGUAGAAAUGACCAGGCCUACUGUACAUCUCACUGUAGAAAUGACCAGGCCUACUGUACAUCUCACUGUAGAAAUGACCAGGCCUACUGUACAUCUUACUGUAGAAAUGACCAGGCCUACUGUACAUCUUACUGUAGAAAUGACCAGGCCUACUGUACAUCUCACUGUAGAAAUGACCAGGCCUACUGUACAUCUCACGGUAUAAAUGAUGGGUGAAAGCAAGUCUAGGUUGGAGCGGUUGCUGUUACAUGUAAUAAUUUUUAUUUUGAACUGGAAUAAACUGAAGCAAGAUGCUUUUUGAGGAAAUAACUCUCACAGUUCUGGGUUGAUCAUCUACAACAGGAAGUGGUCUCCUGCCUGACUCUCACAGCUCUGGGUUGAUCAUCUACAACAGGAAGUGGUCUCCUGCCUGACUCUCACAGCUCUGGGUUGUUCAUCUACAACAGGAAGUGGUCUCCUGCCUGACUCUCACAGGUCUGGGUUGUUCAUCUACAACAGGAAGUGGUCUCCUGCCUGACUCUCACAGCUCUGGGUUGUUCAUCUACAACAGGAAGUGGUCUCCUGCCUGACUCUCACAGCUCUGGGUUGUUCAUCUACAACAGGAAGUGGUCUCCUGCCUGACUCUCACAGGUCUGGGUUGUUCAUCUACAACAGGAAGUGGUCUCCUGACUGAGAAAGCAGUAGAUGUUCUGAUCCAGUUUGGCACCACAUACCUAUGCAAGUCAGGGUUCUGAAGUUCAGAAACAGUUUCAAUGCUGACCUCCGUGUUGCACUGUCUAAAGCAGAGGCCAGAAUAGACCUGCUUGUUUAAAACAUCAACCAGCCAC
Messenger RNA from Oncorhynchus keta (chum salmon), 2804 nucleotides. Its product is annotated as prion-like-(Q/N-rich) domain-bearing protein 25. Lineage: Eukaryota; Metazoa; Chordata; Actinopteri; Salmoniformes; Salmonidae. The coding region runs from base 1 to 2193 and encodes 730 amino acids. The transcript has 4 exons. The record is from RefSeq and is a predicted model, not a curated record.